This is a messenger RNA of Myotis myotis, 2794 nucleotides long. It is a transcript of the gene COPS3, whose product is annotated as COP9 signalosome subunit 3. Lineage: Eukaryota; Metazoa; Chordata; Mammalia; Chiroptera; Vespertilionidae. Gene Ontology annotation, cellular component: COP9 signalosome. Bases 1314 to 2525 code for a protein of 403 amino acids. Gene Ontology annotation, biological process: ubiquitin-dependent protein catabolic process. The transcript has 12 exons. The record is from RefSeq and is a predicted model, not a curated record.
ACAGAGGAAAUCUCACUGCCACAUCUCUAGCUGGGCUCAUGUCAGUGACACUUACACUUACUGUGGACUCUCCCCGGCAGUAGUUGACUCUCAUGAUUUCAUAAUGGCCCAGCCUUUAAGUCUCAGCUCGGCAUUGAUUAUUUAAUGGGCUGAAAUGCUUAUUUCUGGGUGUUCCAAGUCAUUGUAAACUUAUUUCAAGUAGUGGGUUUAAAAGGGGGCGAUCAUUUAACUGGAAGAUGAUGAUGCGUAUUCAUACAGACCAGUGAGGUCUUUAAUAAAGUGAUAGUGAGUCGGUCUUUCCCAGUUCAACUUGUAUUAUUGUCUUGAAAAAUGAUACCUUAUAGAUCAUGGAAAGACAGCUAGUGAGGUUUGAGAGUAUCUAUGGUAUGUCUGUUAUUAGAAUAACCUGUUAAAAUUGGUAAGCUAGUUCAGAGUACCAAUUUGGGCCUAAUUAGAUUCUAUACUUUUGUUAUAACAUUGUGAUAUAAGAGAAAGAAAAAUGGGUCUUAGAUUCAUCAAGCUGCUUGUUGAUUGAUUGGCUGCAUAAAAACUGUAUUAUUAAGCUGGAGAAGGGACUCUCUUCACCUGAGUUUAUGCUGAAUUACCUACUCUCAGGUGAUGGGGAGCGGACAGAUAGCCAACCAAGUUAGCCUCGGGAAAGCAGGGUGGGUGAGGGUCCCGGGAAGACCAGGCAGACUGUAGAGCAGAGUGUGAGGCAGGUAGAGGAGGACAUGGGGGAGAAGCGUGAAGGGAGGGAUGCUCAGCGCGGAGAAAAGCAGGUGUAGGGGCACAAAGGUGAGAGGACAGGGAGUGUCGAUUGACUUUUGAGCUUGUCAUGACCAAGACGAGGUGUGUGAAGGGAAGUAGCAGGACACAGGGCUGGGGAGGCACAGACCAGUCACUGGGCUGAAGCACGUGGACGUCUUAAAGCCACUGGGGUGAUUUGGUUGAAUUUUUCAUUUAGAAAGACCGCACAGGUGCCAGUGUGGAAGAUGGGCUGGAGGAACGAGUGGGCAUUGAGAAGGGUUAUGAUGUAGUUCAGAUAAGAAAUAAGGAUAUGAAUUAAGUCAGGGGACAGCGAAAGGAAGUAGAAGGAAAUCGUCUUUGGUGACAUUUGGAUACAGAGAGGGAGCAGGGAGUGGUAGUGAUAGUGUGUGUACUUUUCUGGCUUGGGGAGCCAGAGGAAGGAACGGAGGGAAUGGAGAAACUUUCAGGGGGCAGAGGGAUGUGGGCGUCUAGUUCAUUUCACUCCUCUGGCCCUUCUCGGCCCUCAUCUGAAAUGAAGGCGAUACAAGGAAUAAUCUUCAGGGCAGAUGACUCAGCUUUGUGAGCUGAUCAACAAGAGCGGGGAACUCCUUGCAAAGAACUUAUCCCAUCUGGACACCGUGCUUGGGGCUCUGGACGUACAGGAGCACUCCUUGGGCGUCCUUGCUGUUCUAUUUGUGAAGUUUUCUAUGCCCAGUGUUCCUGACUUCGAAACAUUAUUCUCACAGGUUCAGCUUUUUAUCAGUACUUGUAACGGGGAGCACAUUCGAUAUGCAACAGACACGUUUGCUGGGCUUUGCCAUCAGUUAACAAACGCCCUUAUGGAAAGAAAACAGCCCCUGCGAGGAAUUGGCAUCCUCAAGCAAGCCAUAGACAAGAUGCAGAUGAACACAAACCAGCUGACCUCAGUACAUGCCGAUCUCUGCCAGCUUUGUUUGCUGGCAAAAUGCUUUAAGCCUGCCCUUCCAUAUCUUGACGUGGACAUGAUGGAUAUUUGUAAAGAGAAUGGAGCCUACGAUGCAAAGCACUUUUUAUGUUACUAUUAUUACGGAGGCAUGAUCUAUACUGGGCUGAAGAACUUCGAAAGAGCACUCUACUUUUAUGAGCAGGCUAUAACUACCCCUGCCAUGGCGGUCAGUCAUAUCAUGUUGGAAUCAUAUAAAAAGUAUAUUCUAGUUUCUUUGAUAUUACUUGGAAAAGUACAACAGCUACCAAAAUAUACAUCUCAAAUUGUGGGUAGAUUCAUUAAGCCUCUUAGUAAUGCAUACCACGAGUUAGCACAAGUGUAUUCAACCAAUAACCCCUCAGAACUCCGAAACCUGGUGAACAAGCACAGCGAGACGUUUACUCGUGACAACAACAUGGGGCUGGUGAAGCAGUGCUUGUCCUCUCUCUAUAAGAAGAACAUUCAGAGGCUGACCAAGACCUUUUUAACACUAUCAUUACAAGAUAUGGCAAGUCGUGUGCAAUUAUCUGGACCACAGGAGGCAGAAAAAUAUGUCCUGCACAUGAUAGAAGAUGGUGAAAUUUUUGCAAGUAUUAAUCAGAAGGAUGGUAUGGUCAGUUUCCAUGAUAACCCUGAAAAAUAUAAUAACCCGGCCAUGCUUCAUAACAUCGAUCAGGAGAUGCUGAAGUGCAUAGAGCUGGACGAGCGGCUGAAGGCGAUGGACCAGGAGAUCACAGUGAACCCCCAGUUUGUGCAGAAGAGCAUGGGGUCACAAGAAGAUGAUUCUGGAAACAAGCCAUCCAGUUAUUCUUGAAACAAAUGGCCGUCCUGAUUUAAACAAGAGGAACUAUCACCAUGGCCAGUAGCAACUAUUAGAAGGGCAGCAGGGAGGACUACGCCUGUUUCACCUGGACAUUAAGAAAUUACAUUUUGUUUUGACUUCUUCAGCCCUAUGUGCUUUCAGAAAACCAUUCUCUCUGCAAAGGGGAAAAAACAAACUUUAAAGUCUGUUGUGGAUUUAUUUAUCCUCAGAUUAAUGUUGUCAUUGCAUUAAAUCUACCCUUUUGUUUUAAAUUACGUAAA